Messenger RNA from Agrilus planipennis (emerald ash borer), 1512 nucleotides. RefSeq names its product glutamine synthetase 2 cytoplasmic (gene Gs2). Bases 307 to 1404 code for a protein of 365 amino acids. NCBI's taxonomy places the organism in Eukaryota, Metazoa, Arthropoda, Insecta, Coleoptera, Buprestidae. The record is from RefSeq and is a predicted model, not a curated record. The transcript has 6 exons. Gene Ontology annotation, cellular component: cytoplasm. Gene Ontology annotation, molecular function: glutamine synthetase activity.
UAGGCAACGAAGCCGCGAAUCUCAGUGAGUACGUUAGCACGUUCGUAUAAAUAAAUUCUUAUUGUUGUUAGAGGAACCGGAGCAGUUGUUAGUGAUAAUUGCUUUACAUAUUCGGAUAACAGGGAAUUAUUUCUUCGAUAAUAGGCUUUUGUAAAUGGGAUAGAUAAUGUGUGCAAGUUAUUGGUGAACAAGUUUUUUUAGUGUGCCAACUGCUCUCUUUUCGUGCAGUGUUUAGUGGACACAAUAGAUUAUUCGUAGUCGAUUUUUGUAGUUUUUAUAAAUAUUAUUUAUCGUAUUUUAAACAAAAUGAGUACGACUCUUCAAUUUUCACCAAAUGCUGCUCUCAAUAAGCUUGUUUAUAACAAGUACAUGGAACUUUCCAUCGACAAAGUCCAGGCCAUGUAUAUUUGGAUAGACGGAAGUGGAGAAAAUUUGAGAGCAAAAACAAAAACUCUGGAUUUUAUUCCUACAAAAAUUGAAGAACUUCCGAUUUGGAACUUCGACGGAAGCUCGGCAGGAUUAGCCGAGGGUAGAAAUUCUGACACAUAUCUUUACCCAGUGGCUAUGUAUAAGGAUCCAUUUAGAAGAGGAAACCAUAAACUAGUACUUUGCGACACUUACACAUACGAUCUUAAACCGACAGUUACAAAUAAGAGAGCAUCAUGUCUUAGUGUGAUGCAAAAAGCGAACGACCAUGAGCCAUGGUUCGGUAUCGAACAGGAGUAUACCCUAUUAGACAUGGAUCGGCGACCUCUGGGUUGGCCCAAGGGUGGAUUUCCGGGGCCACAAGGCCCUUAUUAUUGCGGAGUAGGAGCUGAUAAGGUUUAUGGUCGAGAUAUCGUUGAAUCCCAUUACAGAGCUUGUCUGUAUGCUGGAAUUAAUAUUUCCGGUACUAAUGCGGAAGUUAUGCCGUCACAAUGGGAGUUCCAAGUAGGUCCUUGUGCAGGAAUUGACGUGGCUGAUCAGCUUUGGGUGGCUAGGUUUAUUCUGCACAGGAUUGCAGAGGAGUUUGGGGUUGUUACCUCCCUAGACCCAAAACCAGUUGAAGGAAAUUGGAACGGAGCCGGGGCCCAUACUAACUUUUCUACGAAAGCAAUGAGACUUGAUGGGGGUAUUGUAGAAAUCGAAAAAGCUAUCGAAAAAUUAAGUAAAAACCACCUUGCACAUAUUAAAGAGUAUGAUCCAAAGGGUGGGAAAGAUAACGAAAGAAGGCUGACUGGUCGGCAUGAAACUUCAAGUAUAACAGACUUUAGUGCAGGUGUAGCCAACAGAGGUGCUAGUAUUCGUAUUCCUAGAGAUUGUGCAAAACAUGGAAAAGGAUAUUUGGAAGACAGGAGACCAGCAUCCAAUUGUGAUCCCUAUUCUGUUUGUGAAGCCUUAGUAAGGACCUGUCUGCUUGAUUAGUUUCUAAUAAUUAGACAUUUUUAUUAGUCUCGCUUUAUUUUAAUUAAUCGUAACUUAAGAUCAUCAUUUUAUGUAUGAUAUAGUAAUAAACUUAAGGAUGAAAGAAAA